UAUAUAUAUGCUUAUAUCAUUCUCUUUUUCUCUCACACAACAAAUCCUUUCAUUAAUCUUCAAUCAUGGGUUACUACACGUUGUUUCUCACACUAACGUGUGUACUAUGUUUCAAUACAAUUUUUGUAAGAUCAAAAGAUAGCAAUUUACAAACAUAUAUUGUACAUGUUGAGUUGCCUUCAUUCCCAACUCUAACCACUAGUAGUCUUCUUACGGAAGACUUGCAAGCCUAUUACCAAACAUUUCUAGCGUCCACUUUAUCAGCCUCGUCGCCGUCGACCGAUGAGCCGAGCAUAAUCUACUCCUACCAUAACGUUUUCCAUGGCUUUUCGGCCCGAUUAUCGCCCGAGCAAGUUAAAGCAAUGGAGAAAAAGCCCGGUUUCAUCUCGGCUCGGCCUCAGAAGACACUCUCCCUCCACACAACCCAUUCACCCAACUUCUUGGGCUUGAAUCAAAACACCGGAUUUUGGAGGGAUUCGAAUUACGGUAGAGGCAUGAUCAUCGGAGUAUUGGACUCCGGUGUGAACCCUAACCACCCAUCGUUCAACGACGAUGGGAUGCCCCCGCCCCCUGCUAGGUGGAGGGGGCGGUGCGAGUUCAACUCCACCAUUGCGCGGUGCAACAACAAGCUCAUCGGUGCUAGAUUCUUCACGAUAGGCGACGGGACCCCGUCUGAUGAGGACGGGCACGGGACCCACACCGCCAGCACCGCAGCCGGGAAUUUCGUGCCGGGCGCCAACGUGUUCGGCAAUGCGAACGGAACUGCGGCUGGGGUCGCACCUCUCGCUCAUGUAGCUACCUAUAAGGUUUGUACUACUACUUGCGAGGAGAGCGAUAUAGUGGCUGCGAUGGAUGCUGCAAUCGACGACGGCGUCGAUAUCAUUUCUCUAUCACUCGGUGGGCCCGCUCAAGAUUUUUUUGGUGAGAACAUUGCGGUGGGGGCUUUUAGUGCAAUCGAAAGAGGUAUAUUUGUGAGCGCCUCGGCCGGAAACAAUGGCCCAUUUUAUGGUACUGCCCAAAAUGGUGCUCCGUGGAUUCUCACCGUUGGGGCUAGCUCGGUCGACCGGAAAAUCCGGGCGACCGCAGUCCUCGGUAACAACGAAGAGUUAGACGGAGAAUCGACAUUUCAGCCUUCCGAUUUUCCGACGACUCUCUUGCCUCUUUUUUACAGCCCGAACGACUCAUUUUGCUCGCCCGCGUCUUUGAGAAGCCUCGAUCUUCAGGGGAUGAUCGUUUUGUGCGAUAACGGAGGAGGGAUCGGACGAAUCGCGAAAGGCCGGGCCGUCAGAGCCGCCGGUGGUGCCGCCAUGGUAAUCGUCAACCAACAACGUCAAGGCUUCACCACAAACUCCGAUUCCCACGUUCUCCCGGCCACACAUCUCAGCUACACCGACGGGUUGAGAGUCAAGGCCUAUCUAAACUCAACGGCGUCGCCGACGGCCACGAUUUCGUUCAAAGGGACCGUAAUCGGCGACGACCGCGCCCCGCAGGUCGCGGCGUUUUCCGCACGGGGCCCGAACCCGCCGAGCCCCGGCAUCUUGAAGCCCGACAUUAUCGGGCCGGGCCACAACAUUCUUGCCGCGUGGCACGUCUCGGUCGAAAACAACACCGGCACGAAUUCCAACUUCAACAUCAUAUCCGGAACCUCAAUGUCGUGCCCCCAUCUCAGUGGAGUCGCGGCACUUCUGAAGAGCGUGCACCCUGAUUGGUCGCCGGCCGCAAUAAAGUCCGCCAUAAUGACCACCGCCGACCUAGUCAACCUCGCCGGCAACCCGAUCGAGGAUCAAACACAAAGCCGAGCCGAUGUUUUCGCCAUUGGCUCCGGUCACGUCAAUAUACUCAAGGCAACCGAUCCAGGGCUCGUUUACGACAUGGGCCCGCAGGAUUACGUGCCGUACCUUUGCGGAUUGAACUACACGGACCAACAGGUGGCGGUAAUCGUGAACCGUGUCGUUAGGUGCGCGGAGAUUUCGAGCAUACCCGAAGCGGAGUUGAACUAUCCUUCGUUUUCCGUUGUUAUCGGAAACACUUCCACAACGUAUAACAGGACGGUUACGAAUGUCGGCGAGGCGAACUCGGUCUACACCGUUCGAGCCGCGUUACCGCUCGUCGACGUCAGGGUGGAGCCCACAACUCUCCAAUUUUCAGCGAUCAACCAAACGUUGACUUACCAAACGACUUUUACUAGAUCAUCUGGCAAUGCAACAAUAGUUAAUGUGUAUGUACAAGGAUUUCUUACGUGGACUUCUGCUAAGCACACGGUUAGAAGUCCUAUUGUCGGUUUUGUGGAGUGAUUCAAUGUGAAUCAUAGGAAUGGAAAUUAAUUAAUGUUCAAUAUAAUAAUUGUUUAAUACAAAAUUGUGGAAGAAAAUAAAAGUAUGCGAAUGAAGUCAAUUCUUUGACUGUUUCCAACAUGAGAGUGGCUUAAUAAUUUUUAAC
Molecule: messenger RNA, 2439 nt
Organism: Erythranthe guttata (spotted monkey flower)
Lineage: Eukaryota; Viridiplantae; Streptophyta; Magnoliopsida; Lamiales; Phrymaceae
Source: RefSeq, a predicted model, not a curated record